CAUGGUCAGUGCCAAGAGACUUUCUCAAAUGAUAAAGAAGUGGCGAAGAGUGGCAGCCGUUAGGAGGAAGAGGCUCAUGUGGACGGCAGCGAAAGAAGUUGAUGAGUGCUGCACGUCUGUGGCAGUGAAGGGCCACUGUGCCAUGUACACUGCUGACGGGAGGCGGUUCGAGGUGCCAUUGGUGUGCCUCAGCAAAAUGAUCAUUCAGGAGCUCCUGAGGAUGUCUCAGGAUGAGUUUGGCUUCACAAGUGAUGGGAGGAUCACACUGCCUUGUGAUGCAACAAUGAUGGAGUAUGUCAUGUGCUUGCUCAGAAGGAAUGCAUCAGAAGAGGUAGAGAGAGCUUUCCUGAGCUCCGUGGUGAGGCCUUGCCGUUACGGAAAUGGUUUGGAGCCAUCCAUGGGCGUUAUCCAGCAAGUAGCUGUUUCUAGCUUCUGAAGAUUCAGUGUUUGUUUUACAUGUUUUUUCUGUCCAUUUUUGGGAUGAUGUAAAUAGUUCUAUAUGGAAGAUAGGAAAUGAAAAAACCUUACUGCAAGUUGGCCACUUGACUUUCUCUUGGCUCCUGACUGCUUAGUCCCGCAACUCUUUUGUGUGACAAAUUAAGCCAAGGCUCUAUUGCAUGAAAAAAAGUUCAAACUAAAGUUAAUGAGUAUGUCAUACUGAUUUGGGCAAGCGCACCAAAGAUUUGAAGAGAACAUAGUACUAAUUUAGCAAAUUGUAUGGAGGCAUGCUCAGGUAAAGCUCCAUCUUUUGAAAUAACUGUUAGAACUUAGAUCAUCUUAUUCUAGGCGGUCAAACUAAAAGCCCUGUUAAAAUCCCAUAAGAAACUCUAAGAACGACAAGCUAUGUUCUUACAGAUACUGAUUUGUGCUAGCACACCAAAGAUAUGAAGAGAACUUUGCACUAAUUUAGCAAAAUGGUAUGGAGGCAUGGUCAGGUAAAGUUAUAUCUUUUGAAGCAACUGUUAGAACUUAAAGAUCAUCAAUCUUCUUCUAGGCGGUCAAAACUAAAAGGAAGAAAAAAAAAUCCUGUUAAAACCGCAUAGGAAACUGUAAGAAGAACAAGGGAAGUGGAGUUUUACAUCUGAGAUGCUGCUAACAAAAUGGACCAUUAGCUAAAGAGGCGGUGUGAGAUUGUCAAGCAAGUUGUUUGGACAUCUGAAAACCUUUAAUCUGGGAGUUAAGCAACAUUUCGUUAUGGGCAUAACCAACAGUCAGACUAUUAUCUCCAUCUCAGGGGCCACCCUUUAUAUUCAAUCAGGAUAUAAUAAAAGCACUGAAUGAAAUGCCAUAGAAUCCAUUUCUAGCAAAUACUCAAAUGAAAAAAAUAAUAAUAUCAUAGUCCCAGCUACACUCCUCAUAGGCUCGUUACGAAAAACUCAAUUUUUAACUGGAUUGGGGCAUUCUAUUAGUAAAUCCAUUUGGAUGGGUUUAUCGGAGAGGGGAUGUAUGGUUUGACAGUAUUUUAAGCUCAUUCAUGAACAUUUCUCCUGUCCACCUGAAUGGUUCUUUGUAAAUUUUUUGGGUCUGAGGCCACACAUGUACGUAAAUGACUUGUCCUGUUCGAGUCCUAAAUGCGACGGAUCAUUUGUCUCUACUGAAAUAUAUACAUUGGAGGAAUGAUGGAUCUAAUCAUUUCUCUUGAUUGCUUAAUCCAUGGCAAGACAAAUGCUUUGCAUGGGACAUCCUAUUUCCCAUUUCCUACAUCGAACUACUUUACAUACAAAGGUACAAAACAGGACGGCAAUUAGCAACUGCAGACAAUAACAUGCUGGCUAACUCCCACAGG
Lolium perenne is the source of this 1786-nucleotide messenger RNA. NCBI's taxonomy places the organism in Eukaryota, Viridiplantae, Streptophyta, Magnoliopsida, Poales, Poaceae. The record is from RefSeq and is a predicted model, not a curated record.